UUCGUCGCGCGCCGUUCAGUCCGGUGAGUCAGUCGCCGCUCGCGCCGGAGUACGGAGAGGAGAACGCGGAGGACGAACGGAAAACGGAAAAAGAGCUGGAGCUGCGAGCAUGGCGGUCGAAGAGGAAGGUCUUCGGGUUUUCCAGAGCGUCAAAAUAAAAAUCGGGGAAGCGAAGAACAUCCCUCCCUAUCCGGGUCCGAAUAAGAUGCGGGAUUGUUACUGUACAGUCAACCUGGACCAGGAGGAAGUGUUCAGAACCAAAACUAUAGAGAAGUCUUUAUGUCCGUUUUAUGGCGAGGACUUUUAUUGUGAAAUCCCACGCACUUUCCGCCAUCUGUCUUUCUACAUCUUUGACAGAGACGUGUUCAGGAGGGACUCCAGCAUCGGUAAAGUGGCCGUGAAGAAGGAGGACCUGCAGAAAUACCACGGUAAAGACCACUGGUUCCCGCUGCAGCCGGUCUGUGCCGACUCAGAGGUGCAGGGAAAGGUUCACCUGGAGCUGCGUCUCAGUGAGGUCAUCACAGACAGCGGAGUCGUCUGCCACAAGCUGGCAACACGGGUUCUGGAGUGUCAGGAUCUGCCGAUAGUGAACGGUCAGUGUGACCCGUACGCCGCCGUCUCGCUCCUCGGCCCCUCCAGGUCAGAAGCCAAGAAGACGAAGGUCAAACGGAAAAACAACAAUCCUCAGUUUGAUGAGGUCUUCUUUUUUGAGGUGACCAAACCUCUGAGCUACACCAAACGACACUUCGACGUGGAAGAGGACGACGUGGACAAGCUCGCGCUCAAGGUGGAUCUGUGGAACGCCAGCAAUCUGAAGUUCGGAGACGAGUUUCUGGGAGAGGUGCGGGUUCCUCUGAAGGUGCUGGGUCAGUCGGGCGUUCACGACGCAUGGUACUUCCUUCAGCCCAGAGACAACGGCAAUAAAUCGGUGAAGGCUGAUGAGCUGGGCUCGUUACGACUCAACAUCGUUUACACGGAGGACCACGUGUUCCCCACGGAGCAUUAUAACCCGCUCCGAGACCUGCUGCUGCAGUCGGCCCACGUCGAGCCCGUCUCGGCGUCAGCGGCUCAUAUCUUGGGUGAGGUGUGUCGUGAGAAGCAGGAGGCUGCUGUUCCUUUGGUGCGACUCUUCCUUCAUUAUGGUAAAAUCGUGCCUUUCCUCAGCGCCAUCGCUCACGCCGAGAUCAGCCGCACGCAGGAUCCCAACACCAUCUUCCGGGGAAACUCGCUGACGUCUAAAUGCAUCGAUGAGACCAUGAAGCUUGCGGGGAUGCACUACCUGCGCGUCACGCUCAAACCCAUCAUCGAUGAGAUCUGCGCCGAUCACAAACCCUGUGAGAUCGACCCGGUCAAGCUGAAGGAGUCUGAGAACCUGGACACCAACAGGGAAAACCUGCGUCAGUACGUGGACCGGAUCUUCACCGUCAUCACCAGCUCGGGUGUGAGCUGCCCGACGGUCAUGUGUGACAUCUUCUUCUCGCUGCGGGAGUCUGCUGCGUCACGCUUCCAGGUCGACCCGGAUGUGCGCUACACGGCCGUUAGCAGCUUCAUCUUCCUCCGUUUCUUCGCUCCUGCCAUCCUCUCUCCGAACCUCUUCCACCUCCGCCCUCAUCACCCGGAUCCGUGCACGUCUCGGACGCUCACACUCGUUUCCAAAACCAUCCAAACUCUGGGAAGUCUGGCCAAGUCCAAAUCUGCCAAUUUCAAGGAGUCCUACAUGGCUGCGUUCUACGACUACUUCAACGAGCAGAAGUACGCAGAUGCGGUGAAGAACUUCCUGGACCUGAUCUCGUCCUCGGCCCGCUGGGAUCAGAAGAGCAUCGAGACACCCAUCAUGCUCAAGGAAGGGUUCAUGAUCAAACGAGCUCAAGGGCGAAACCGCUUCGGUCUGAAGAACUUCAAGAAGAGAUGGUUCCGGCUGACCAACCACGAGUUCACCUACCACAAAACCAAAGGUAACGCAAAAGGAGAGGGCGCUCUGUGCAGCAUCCCGAUCGAGAACAUCCUGGCUGUAGAGAGACUCGAGGAAGAGUCCUUCAAAAUGAAGAACAUGUUCCAGGUCAUCCAGCCAGAGAGGGCGCUCUACAUCCAGGCCAAUAACUGCGUGGAGGCGCGCGACUGGAUCGACAUCCUGACCAAGGUCAGUCAGUGUAACCGCAAGCGUCUGAGCACGUAUCACCCCUCGGCCUUCCUCAACGGACACUGGCUCUGCUGCAAGCUGUCUGCGGACACAGCGGCCGGCUGCACGCCCUGCACCGGGGGACUUCCAGCCAACAUCCAGCUGGACGUGGACGGAGACCGAGAGACGGAGCGCAUCUACUCACUCUACAGCACAUACAUGGCCAAACUAGUCAAGAUGCAGGAGGCGUGCGGCAGCAAGUCGGUGUACGACGGGCCGGAGCAGGAGGAAUACUCCACGUUCGUGAUCGAUGACCCGCAGGAGACGUACAAGACCCUGAGGCUGGUCAUCUCCGCCGUGCAGACCCUGGAGCAGCAGCACACGCAGUACAAACGAGACAAGUUCAGGAAGACCAAGUACGGCAGCCAAGAACAUCCAAUCGGUGACCAGAGCUUCCAGUGCUACAUCCGUCAGCAGUCAGAAAGCUCCACCUACUCCAUCUGACCACGCCCCGUCUCCGUGGCAACAGGCGCGUCUCCAGACAGGAAACUGAGAAACGGCGAGGCGGCCUCAGACAAAAGAUAAAGCUCAGCUGUUUUUAUAAGACUUUAACCAAUCAGCAGCCGCCGCGUGCUUCCGUGGACGAUGUAGCUCCGCCUCGCGGCACCUUUUAUCCUUUGAUGAUGUUUUUAAGCUAGGACGCGAGCAGACGUCUUCAGCCGUGGAUGUUUUUAUAAAUGGAGCAUCGGACAAAAGGACAGAUCCCACAAUCCUUUGCUUCGACAGGGUUUUGUUGGUGGACGUGAGACUUAGAAGCGUGUUUUGAGAAAAAUAUCCAUUCACACGAGUCCAGUGUUUGACGUCACGCCUGCAGAAGCAGCGCUGCAUUGUGGGAAACGUGUGUGUGUGUGUGUGUGUGUGUUACAGCAUGCAGACGUCCUCGUUCCAGCUGUUUCCAGCAUGUGGCGUGACGCUGAGGGUUUGUGGGUCCAGUCGUGUUCAGCAACACACUUCUUGUGUUUUUAUACUUUCUGUUGUGUCUUCACUGAUAUCCUGCUCCGGUUACAGUGUGUGUGUGUGUGUGUGUGUGUGUGUGUGUGUGUGUGUGUGAGUAUGAAACCAGGGCGCAUGAGUGUGUUUCAUUGAUUAAUUAUGAAUAAUAACUCCCAGUUCAUCACAUCACACUUUAUAGAGAUAUUUAAUAUGGAUGUGAUUAUUCUGACUAUCAAGAUCAUGUCUGGCUCAGAUUUCACCCUUAAUCAUAUAUAUAUAUAAUUAAAAGAAUAUAUUAUUCAUUUAAAAAUCAUUCUACACUAUACAAUUUUUUCAUGUAUAUGUAAUGUAUAAGCAUUAAGACAGUUAAACACUUUUACAACAAAAUUCACAUUUCACUGUAAUGUAUGGUAGCUCCUUUCUGCCACAAAAUGAAAAAGGUGUUUGUGUCUUCAUCCCAGAGUUUAUAUCUCGCACUUCUGUGUUUUUAUUUGUUUUUUAUCCAUUUUUAUUUUUAUUAUUUGCUAUUCUGACUAUCAUUGUGAAGAAAAAAAAAGUGAACGACAACAUUUUUUUUUGUUGCAUUAUCCCGUGUCAGAAUCAAGCUACCAUAGUAAUAAAUAAAUACUGAUGCUUCAUAUUGUUUGAAUGAUCUGAGGGUGAAGCAUGAGCUGGAGGUCCUUGUGUUUUAGUACGGUGUUGUAUUUCUGUUAAAACACGGCUCUUGUGUUUCUCUCCGUCCCUCGGUGAUGCAUGUUUCACACGUUUUAACACAGCCCUGUUUUCUUGCCCAAAUGAAUUGAUAUUUAUUUUUAUAUCACAGAAUAAUGUUUUUGUGAAGAAAAAACAAAUCAAGUCAAAUCUCAGAGCAAUCCAAGCGCACAGUAUGAAGUAUGCAAUAAUAUACUCAAUAAUGAGUGAAGGAACUGAGAUCACA
This is a messenger RNA of Puntigrus tetrazona (Sumatra barb), 4049 nucleotides long. It is a transcript of the gene rasa3, whose product is annotated as RAS p21 protein activator 3. Gene Ontology annotation, biological process: intracellular signal transduction; regulation of GTPase activity; negative regulation of Ras protein signal transduction. Gene Ontology annotation, molecular function: GTPase activator activity. Lineage: Eukaryota; Metazoa; Chordata; Actinopteri; Cypriniformes; Cyprinidae. The transcript is spliced from 23 exons. The record is from RefSeq and is a predicted model, not a curated record. Bases 110 to 2623 code for a protein of 837 amino acids.